Molecule: messenger RNA, 1412 nt
Organism: Pogoniulus pusillus (Red-fronted tinkerbird)
Lineage: Eukaryota; Metazoa; Chordata; Aves; Piciformes; Lybiidae
Gene: VDAC3
Product: voltage dependent anion channel 3
Exons: 9
Coding region: 155-1006 (283 amino acids)
Biological process (GO): monoatomic anion transmembrane transport
Cellular component (GO): mitochondrial outer membrane
Molecular function (GO): voltage-gated monoatomic anion channel activity
Source: RefSeq, a predicted model, not a curated record
CCUCCGCGGCUGGGUCUCACGCCGGUCCCGUCCGGGCGGAGCCCGCUGCCGUUCUCCGGUCCGAGGCGGGUGUCCCUUGGGUCACCUUGCCGCGGCCAGAGCCCCGGGGGGACGCGGGGCGCUCAGCGCAUCCCUCUUCCUCGGGCUCGAUCCAAUGGCUGUCCCACCAUCCUACAGUGACUUGGGAAAGUCUGCCAGGGAUGUGUUCAACAAGGGAUAUGGAUUUGGACUGGUCAAGUUAGAGCUGAAGACCAAGUCUUCAAGUGGGGUGGAAUUCACUACAACUGGUUCUUCCAACACAGACACAGGCAAGGCUUCAGGCAGUCUAGAGACCAAAUACAAGCUCAAAGAGUAUGGACUCACAUUCACCCAGAAAUGGAACACAGACAACAUGCUGGGGACAGAAGUUUCCAUAGAGGAUCAGCUGGCUGAAGGAUUGAAGGUGGCUCUUGACACUACAUUUGUACCAAACACAGGGAAGAAGAGUGGAAAGUUGAAGACCUCCUACAAAAGAGACUAUGUCAAUCUAGGCUGCAACAUAGACAUUGAUGUCUCUGGACCAACCAUCUAUGGCUGGGCAGUGCUGGGCUAUGAAGGGUGGCUGGCAGGGUACCAGAUGGCUUUUGACACAGCCAAGUCCAAGCUUUCACAAAAUAACUUUGCCUUUGGGUACAAGGCAGGAGACUUUCAGCUGCACACCAACGUGAAUGAUGGCACUGAGUUUGGUGGCUCUAUUUACCAGAAGGUUAAUGACAAGGUUGAGACCUCAGUCAACCUUGCAUGGACUGCUGGCAGCAACAACACACGGUUUGGGAUUGCUACCAAGUACCAAAUGGAUGAGAAGACCUCCAUUGUGGCCAAAGUGAACAAUGCCAGCCUGAUUGGGAUCGGUUACACUCACGCCCUCCGACCUGGUGUAAAGUUGACCCUCUCAGGCUUGAUUGAUGGCAAGAAUUUCAGUGCUGGAGGGCACAAAGUUGGGCUGGGAUUUGAGCUGGAAGCUUAAUGCAGCACGGGGUGAGACAGCAGGUGAGCUCUGGAAGGUGAAGAAGUGAACCCAGUGUGUUUCGGCCUUAAUAUUACUCUGAAAUUCCAAGAAGUGUGAACUUUUCUUUUCUUCCAAAGAAUCCUUUUACCCCAAACAUUGAUGUCCAGAGAGUGCCAGCAUAUCAGAGGAAGCUACUUGAAGACAUGCAUGGAAGUUGUGAUGUUUGUGCCACAUUUCACUUCAGUUGCCCAUAUUUUCAGUCUGUUCCUAAAAAGAGAAGAAACCUUCCACCUCUCCCCCCCAUCCCUUACUGUAUUGCAUCCUGCAUGUCCUUCACAACCUUUUGGCAAAGGUGGUCCCUGUGCUGUAGUGGAAAUUUUGGUUUACAACAGAAUGAAAUAAAAUUGUCACAGUUGGAACAUGA